CUUCUGGCUACAAUGGUACUUCCCAGGACCGGGCUAGGGAGGCAGAGGGGAUUCACUAGCAGACACAGAGGGGCAGCCAGUCAAGGAAGAGGAGGAGUUAACAUCAAGAUGCCGAAGACUGAGGAAACUGUGCUCCAGAAUGAUCUCAGUGAAGUGGAGAGUGGGGCCCCUGAGCCUAAAACACCAGGGCAGAGCCCGAAAAGCAGGAGUUUCUGUUUAGAUGACCAGUCUCCUGAGGGCAGACCUGAUGCCUUUUCUGUCACAGAGCUGAUAGAGACAGUUAAUGAAGUUUCCAGGCUGAGCAUUGCACAUGAAAUCAUAGUAAACGAAGAUUUCUAUGUGGAAGAGACAAUUUUACCUCCAAAUAGUGUGGAGGGCACAUUCGCAGAGACAAUGCGCAAUGCUUUUUGGACCCAUCUGAAAGAACAGCUAUUGAGUACUCCUCCUGACUUUACCUGUGCUCUUAGACUUCUAAAAGAAAUUAAGGAGAUCUUGCUGUCACUGCUAUUACCACGGCAGAGCCGCCUAAGAAACGAGAUAGAAGCAGCUCUGGACACAGAUCUUCUCAAGCAGGAAGCAGAACAUGGGGCCCUGGAUGUCCCUCGUCUUUCUAACUACAUUCUCAAUUUGAUGGCCCUGCUAUGUGCACCAGUUCGAGAUGAAGCAGUGCAGAAACUAGAGACCAUAACAGAUCCAGUGCGGUUACUGAGGGGCAUCUUCCGUGUUCUGGGCCUAAUGAAAAUGGGCAUGGCGAACUAUACCAUCAAGAGUUUUCGACCCUACCAGCAGGAGCAUUCCAUCCAGCAUGAACAAGCUAAAUUUCAGGAACUCCUUGAUAAGCGGCCCAGUCUCCUCAGUUAUACCACAAAAUGGCUAACCAAAGCAGCCACAGACAUCACUAUGCUAUGUCCGAGUUCUCCUUACUCACCUGGCUCCUCCUGCACGGCGUGUUCACUUCCAAACCGGGCAGCUUACGACUCCGAGCCGCCCAGUCCAACAACGGUGCUAUACCAAGGCUACCUCAACCUCCUCUGCUGGGAUCCUGAAAACGAAGAAUUCCCCGAGACUCUGCUGAUGGACAGGAUCCGGCUCCAGGAAAUGGCAUUCCAGUUGCACCAGUUAACCAUUCUGGACUCAGUCUUGCUAGUGGCCAGAAGUUUCUCUGGUGGAGUUUUAUUCAGCUCACCUGAAUUUGUGGAUAGACUGAAAUGCAUCACCAAGGCCCUGACUGAGGAAUUUAUCUCCAGGCCCGAAGAGGCUAUGCUGAGUGUGAGUGAACAGGUGUCUCAGGAAAUCCAUCAAGGCCUCAAGGACGUGGGCCUCACUGCUCUGAGCAGUGAAAAUACAGCAUCUCUUCUAGGCCAACUCCAGGACAUCGCCAAGAAAGUGAACUGCAUUCGUAGCGUCGUUGAUCAGCGGAUCCGUUUGUUUCUGAAAUUCUGUUUGCUGCAUGGCAUGAAGGAGUCUCUGCUACACUUUCCUAGAGGCCUCAUUCUCAUUGAAAGAGAGUUGGCAGAACUGGGCUGGAUGUUUGUCAGUCUGAUGCACCAUAAUCAGCAGUGACCGAGUCUCCCUGGAUCACUCAGUCUGGAGUACAGUGGCGUGAUCAUAGCUCCCUGCAGCCUCCAGCUCUUGGUCUCAGGCUAUCUUCCCACCUCUGCCUCCUGAGUAGAAGACCCUUUCUGAUUUCAGUUUCUGUUAGUAAGUUCUACUUUUGUUUCAUCACGAUUGCAAAGGGUGGGUGGAAUAUUUCUACUUCAAGGAAAUUAAUGAGGUCUUCACUGUGAGAUAAUUAUAGUCGUGUUUCAUUAACAUGCCAUCAGCUUCUGACAAGGUGGUUUAUUCUUCAUUUCCAAGGUGUAGAGUUAUGUGUGCAUGUGUGUGUGUGUAUCUAUGCCUAUGUGUGUAUACACACAUACAAUGUAUCUUAUUAAUUAUGUUGUUUAGAUUUUCUGUAUACAUCUCUUUAUUGUACCACCAGAUUUGCCUUGUACUGAGACUUGCCAUGUAUUAAAUCUCCUGUUACUACUGUGGUUCAACGUCUCCAUACUUUUUGGCCUUACGAAGGUGGAUGCUAUGGUAAUUUGUGCAUAAAUAUUCCUAAGUAUUAUAUCUUCACUGUGAAGUUUCAAUUUUAACGUUAACAUGUAAACUUUGUCAUUAAAAAAAAAAAGAAGAUUUUUAGCACCUGUUUUCUUAUUGAGCAUUUUACUAUCUGGUCCACUAGUUAGUUUUUAACCUGUAGUCUCCUUCGACACUCAUCUACUGCCUUAUGAAAGAAAAAAGUUUACUAUGGUUUUUCCUAUCCCUCUCAUUUCUCUCAACUUACUUGCACUAUUUCUUUUUUCCAAAAUAUAAAAUAAAUGCACAUUAGUCGUUUUCCUUGCUCCACCUUCAUAUUGGUAUUAGGUACCAAAAGCUCACCCUCAGAUGUUUUAGGGAAGAUUUUCCUGUCAUUACCUUUGGAAUGACAAUCCCAGUUCACCCUUUAGAAUAUAGGUUAGCAAACGUUUUCUGUAAAGAGCCAUAUAGUAAAUAUUCCAACCAGUGGGCCAUAGUUUGUAGACCCUUUCUCUAGUGUAGUCCUCAGGAAGUGCUGAUGGGUACAUAAUUUCCGAAGUUCCUGUCCGAUUUUCUAUAAACCGUGAUAUUUGUGAAGGAUCAGCUGAGCUGGAUAUCAAAUCAUUACUUCAGACUUUUUUAAAGUCCGUUUCUGAGUUUAGCAUUUUAAAUUAUAUUCUAAAUCAAGGCAGGUUUUAUAAUCUCAAAUGCUUCUUUGAAUGGAAUUAAUUCUGUUUGGAGGGUUGACUUACAGUUGUUGUUUUUUUCUGUCUCAUGGUUGUUUAAUACGUGUGAACUUUUUUCUUCUGCUCUUUUUCUCUUUCUGGAACGAUUUGUAAGGAAUUCUCCUUCCUUUUGUUCAUUUAUAUGAUAUUGGAUUGUUUUUCUGGAUUCCUAUUUUAAUGGUGCUAUUUUCUGUCAGUGUAGAAAAAUUCAGGCCUUAGAUUUACUGAUUUCGUUUGUUUAUUUUGGUAGUGGACAAAGAAGUGAUGAGAGCUGUGAUUCUGUGAUUGUCCUAUGUGUUUCAAGAUUCUUCAUUUUCCCCUUGUUUCUUUUCCCAUCAUUACCAAAGUGCCAAAGCAUGCUUCUCCCUUGCUGUCUGCCCUUACUCUUCCCCAGAAGCCGUGCAUUUCAAAGAGUACUUUUUUUCUUUUCUCGAGACAGAGUCUCGCUCUGUUGCCCAAGCUGGAGUGCAGUGGUGUGAUCUCGACUCACUGCAACAUCUGCUUCCUGAGCUCCAGCGAUCCUCCCACCUCAGCCUCCCGAGUAGCUGGGACCACAGGCACACACCACCACACUCGGCUAAUGUUUUAAGGUUUUGCAGAGAUGAGGUCUCACUAUGUUGCCUAGGCUGAUCUGAAACUCAUGGGCUCAAUGAUCCUCCUGCCUCGGGCCUUUCAAAGUGAUGGGAUUACAGACGUGAGCAACUGCACCCAACCCAAAGACUACAUUCUAAGAUCAUCUCUACCUCUUUACCUUACACCUAUUUUAGAGGCCCUUCCCUAUAGUCCCUGCUCUCAUUAUCUGGGACACCUUUUCGGUGUUUUUUAGACUUAGUAUGGGCCCAGUCAUUUUAACUGUAGUUUCAGAUCAACUUGCCUCUUCCUUUCUCUGUAUCUCUUGCAGCUUUUCUUGGUCUGUCUUUGCUUGCCACGAAGCCUGGUGAUGGGAGCAUGACAGAUCACGUGCUGGUAUUUCAUGCUUUUUCUCUUUUUACUCGUUACUAAAGAUUUGGCAUUAUCCGUUUCUAAGUAACGAUGAGGAUGUGGCUUCUGUAUAGAUUUACAUCAUCUUCCUUUGUGAUUGGUUUAUAUCCUUUUCACAGGAAACAUUGGGAGGCAGGUGUCUGGGUGGUUAGACGUUGCCUUCUGCUGACUUACAGCUGAUUUUGGAUGGCAUUUUAUCUUAUCUAAAUGUGUGUAUGUGUGUAUACAAACACACACACACAAACACAGACAUUUAUACACACAUACAAGUCUUUUUCUAUUCUAGUAUAGUUCUCUUGAAGUGGCUGUUGGAUUCACCCUAGAUUUGUUCGAUGCGUAUUUCAUUCAUUACUAUCCUUGGUGGCAGUCAAGAGACUGUGGAAAUCUUCUCAGGAUUUGUUAAUGCUCCUCACCCUAAAGCAGGUUCGUGAAGAUGGACCCAAAGGCGCCAGCCACACUGCUAGAGCUUGCUGCAUGGGGUCUUCCGAGUGAAGAGCUUGCAGCUCUCCAUGCUCUUGAGGAGCUCCCAUGGGGCCUCUAUGUUCCAUUGUUUAUCAUUGCCUUCUUGGGAGGGCAGAAGAUGAAACUGAAGGCCAUGGUGAGGAUUUGGCCUUCCCGUUGUCUCCGUGUUGGGCCACUGAGUGUACAGAGUCACACUACGAAAUCUUGGGAGCCACGACUGAUGGUCUGCAUAUCUUCCCUGCCCAGAACUCUUCCUCUUGGUAACCCUCUGUACACUGGAGACAUAGUGAGUCAUCAGGAGGGUAUGCUGGAGCCUGAGGCAGGGGAUGGCCUAACAGUCUCCUAAAGGUAGUUGAGGGUGAAUGCUGAGGAUCUCUGUGAGGUUGGUGGUCCAACACUUGAGGUCACCUUAAAGACUCUAAUGUCUUACAGAGGUGAUUAUGGAAUAUAGGUGAUUGAGAAUGCUAUUGAUGGAUUUACCUACUGGGUGUGAUUACAUAGAAGAACAACAUGGGCAUUGAGACUGGGGGGAUCAGAGGAGAAGGAAGGAUGGGGAAAAUAAUGAAAGAUGUUGAGUUUGUA
This is a messenger RNA of Callithrix jacchus (white-tufted-ear marmoset), 4811 nucleotides long. The record is from RefSeq and is a predicted model, not a curated record. NCBI's taxonomy places the organism in Eukaryota, Metazoa, Chordata, Mammalia, Primates, Cebidae.